CGGGCGGGCGGGAUUAUUAUGGGCUGUGGGCGCCGCCGCCGCCGCUGAGGGGGAGCAGCAAGAUGGAGCUGUCUGCAGUGGGGGAGCGCGUCUUUGCCGCCGAGUCCAUCAUCAAGCGCCGCAUCCGAAAGGGGCGCAUCGAGUACCUGGUGAAAUGGAAAGGCUGGGCCAUCAAGUACAGCACCUGGGAACCCGAGGAGAACAUCCUGGACUCGCGCCUCAUCGCCGCCUUCGAGCAGAAGGAACGAGAACGUGAGCUGUACGGGCCCAAGAAGAGAGGACCUAAACCUAAAACUUUUCUGCUGAAGGCUCGGGCCCAAGCGGAGGCCCUCCACAUUGGGGAUGUACACUUUUCUGUCAAGCCUGGUUCCAGUACCUCCUCUCCCAAACUCCACUCCAGCGCCGCGGUGCACCGGCUCAAGAAAGACAUCCGGCGAUGCCACCGCAUGUCCCGGCGCCCCCUGCCCCGUCCGGAUCCCCAGAAUGGCGGGAGCGUGGGCGGCGGGGCCGGCAUUCGUCCUCCCGUCUCGCCCUUCUCGGAGACCGUGCGCAUCAUCAACCGUAAGGUGAAACCCCGCGAGCCCAAACGCAGCCGCAUCAUCCUCAACCUCAAAGUCAUUGACAAAGGUGGGAAGCCAGCCAAUGGGGCCGGGGGCCUGGCUCGGCCCAAGAUCCCUUCCCGAAACCGUGUCAUUGGCAAGAGCAAAAAGUUCAGCGAGAGCGUCCUGCGCACUCAGAUCCGCCACAUGAAGUUUGGCACCUUUUCGCUCUACAAUAAGCCGUCUGCUGCACCUACCCCGUCUCUGGAGGGCAAGGGGGAGGCCGAAGGCUCCCAGGCAGCCUCCUGUGGGCUUAUUAUGGGCUCCACCCCCUAUGAUGCCCCCAGCUCCAGCUCCUCUGGGUGCCCAUCACCUGCUCCCCACUCCUCCUCUGACCCAGAUGAUUCCCCUCCAAAGCUGCUCCCUGAGACCCUCAGCCCAGCCAUCCCCGACUGGCGUGAGUCAGAGGUCCUCGACCUCUCAAUCCCACCUGAGUCGGCUGCCACCAGCAAGCGUUCUCCUUCGGGAGGGUGCAGUGGGGGGCAGACUCCCUCCUUGUCCCUUUCCUCUUCUGACCCGGAGCAGGAGGCUGGCGACUGGCGUCCUGAGAUGUCCCCUUGCUCUAAUGUGGUGGUCACGGAUGUCACCAGCAACCUCCUCACUGUAACCAUCAAGGAGUUCUGCAAUGCAGAGGAUUUUGAGAAGGUGGCGGCGGGCAGUGGUGGAGGAGGCAGCAAGUGAGCAACCAGGUCCCCCCACUCCAGGGGCGUGGGGGGAGCUCUACCUGAGAGAAGUCGUGGUGCGAAUGGCUGUCCUUAGUUCUCUCCUUCUCCCCUUGGCUGUCCCUCUGCCCUCACUGCCACCCUCCCUCCUCCUUUCCUCCUGCCCAAUUCCUCUUGCCUGGAGGCUGGAGUGUGUCAGUGGGGGUGUGGGAGCACCCACUGUUCCUGGGUGUUGGUACUGCUAGGAGGAGGCAGGGAGGGUUGUGGUGGGGCUGGGGAGUGGUUGUUUGUCCUUGAAUGUGGUGCUGUCCAACGGGCGGUGGAGCCUUUGGGGCUGAGGGAUGAGUGAGCAUGUGUCUGUGUGCCUGUGCAGGUGGUGAGGAUGGUGCUGCUCUUCCUCAUUCCCCUUCUGUCUUUGACAAAAACUGAAGAGGAGCUCCAAACCCCUGAGGGGAGGAUGUAAGAGGAUUGGAGCCCUUGUCCAUGUCCUCCAGACCUUCUCCCACAAUGUGCAUGCAGACUCUUCCAUUCUUGUUUCCCCCUUGCCAUGACUACCAUCCUGCCAUCCUUCCCCUCUUGGCCUGUGGCCUGGAUCUGCCCUCUCCUCUACUGUCCUUGUGGCAGUUGCUGACCCAGAUGCCCUCAGAGUGAGGGGGAGAAGGACAGGUUAAAUGUCAUGCCUGGAAGGUGCUUGAGACAAAGCUGGGGUGGUGGGGGGUGCCCCAUGCAGCCUAUGCCUCAUAUCGGCUUCCCCUUUCCUUUGACUAUUGGUGCUACCUUGGCAGUUGUAUGGGUGCUUUCAGGUGCCCUGGUCCCUCCUCUUCUCCUGCAUCUUCCAACCUGUUCAGCUCCUCAGGAGAAAGGGAAGAAAAGAGGAGUCUGCUUCCAGCCCAUAUCUUCCUCCUGAUGUUCAUCACUUGCACUUGUUUGGGAGAGAGACCAUGAAAUGCCUUUCUCUGGUCUUUCCGUGGCAGAAGCGGGAGUGGGCUGUGCAUCCAUCCUUCAGGCUGUGGGAGGAUAAUGCCAACAGCGUGAUGCUGCCCCAGCCACAUGGCUGCUCUCCCACCGUGUGCGUAAGCUUCCCCCGGCCCUCCUUGCUUCCUCUUGCUCCUUCUGAAGGAAGGAGGGGUGGAUGCUAAGGCAGGUUGUUUGUUCUUCCUGCUCGUUUUUGCCCCUCCUGCUCACUUUUGCCCCUCCUGCUCUCCCCUCCCUCUGGUGGGUGGCCUGGAAGAGAUUUCCCCUCUGUCUUUUCAGCAUCUGAAACAGCCCUUACAACUGUCAACCAAAGGUGCUCAUAAGAAAUACCUGUCUCUUUCACAUCACAUGCAUGUGCGCUGGAUCUCUUCCCCUAAAGCUCCUGUGAGCUGAUCUAGAAAUUCCUUCUCUUCACCCCUAGCAAGUAGGAGGGAGCAAGACCACAGCUUGCUGUUUAUUCCACAGCUCCCUCUUUUCCCUGACCAGCUUUGUUCACAUCCAAAAUAAGCUCUAUUUUUUGCCUGCCAUUUCUGGCUUGCUCUGUUUCUGUGUGGGUCCUAAGCUUCGCGGUGAGAAGCCAUUCCUUUGCUCUCCUUUCUUGCUCUGCUUGCACAGGACUGAGGCAAGGAAAAAAGGUGCUGAUGAGCUGGUGGGAGAGCCUCACCCUCUCAACCCUGUCCCUGGAUGGGGCAGAGGAGUGUCACUUCUACAUAACAUGCUGCAGAGGUGGAAAGGGUGGAAAAAAUUCCUCAUGCCAGGGCUCAUUUACUUAUAAGCCUGCCGUGGGCUGGUGAACACAAGUGGAAUUGGCCCCUCUGGUGCUUUCACACAAGGAUGUUCAGGAGCUGCUGACUCUGAGGAGUGCUCUCCUGCAGCAGUGAUUUUGUGGUUGUAGUGAUCUGAGGAUAGAAGGGAGGCAAUUUGUGGGAGGGAAGUAAUAUUUGUCUGCCCAAGGGACAUUGUCAGGGUGGUAGAGGGAUAGACCGGCUUCUGACCUUAAUUAGGGCUUUUGUGCCCAGAGCGUGUCUAUUCCCUGCCUCCAGCGCCUGGGUCGGUGUAAUAAAAUAUUUGCUGCCCUCCCCACAAACCUUGCCUUGCAGUGGGUGGCAUUCCAAGCUGUGGGAAACGGUGAAUUCACACCAGUUGUGUGAACCAGUUGUGGCUGGGUGUCUGUGCAGACAGUCUGAGGGGGAUUCCAGGUGCUGUUAGCACCACCCUUGGUACACCUCUUUAUUUUUCUUUCCUCGGUUAAAGAGCUUAGUGGACUCUUCGGGGAUGUGCUUUCAUUCGCAGCUGAAGCUAGGGGCAGGGAGAAGGAGACUUCCCUGAUCCAUUCACCAAGCUAAGGCUUUCUAUAACUUGUUGGACUUGUGUGCGUGUCUGUGUUAAUACCUGCUUGUAUUUUUUGUGGGCGUUGGUUUUUUUGGUUUUUUUGUUUUUUUGGUUUGGGUUUUCUUUUGCGCAUCUUUCCUGUGCCUGGCACACCCAGGAAUCCCUUAUGUUAGCAUAGCCUAUCCAUUUGACUGCAGCUUCAAAGAUGAGCAGUUUGUAGGCAUAGGGAAAAGCUCUUUCUUAGGAAAAUAGCGAGGAGAUUCUUCUCUUUUUCCUUCCCCUUCUGAAUAAGAACUAAUCUGUGGCUGUGAGAUAAGAGGAGCUGCUUUAUGGGGUGGAUGCAAACCGGCCAGUCACUUUAGGUUGUUAAGUUACUCUUUGGCGUGUAUGUGGUGAUGUGUUUUGUUUUGUGGUAUCAAGAUUCUGAAAAAAGUGUUGAAGCGUUUAAGUGGGAGAUAAAAGGGAACUUUAAUAGGAAACUCUUGAUGUGUUUUGGCCAAGAUGUGUUGCUUGGCAGAAUUCUUUUCCCCAGUGUCUCUUGUAUGGUGUUCUUUGGGGGCAAGGGGCAGGAAUUGUUUAAUUGAAGGGGUUUUGCCUUUCUUCAGAGUGGCAAGCAAGGGAACUGUCUGUGAAGAGUAAAACAGUGGGUCAUUGUAGGGAUGCUCCGCAAGGACCUUCUUCCUGCGGUGAGGAGAUGAGGGCACUUGUUGCAGCAGAGAAACUCGUGUGGUAGAUCCUCUUUGUGGAGGAAGAAAGGAGUAUGAUCCGGCUUGCAGACACAGCUCACCUGCUUGUGUGACAAAUCCCUCCCUGGGAGGGUCACCAGGUGGGAACCAAACCCUGAACCUCUGGAUCCGAAAUGAGGAUCCCGUGCUGGUUUGAGUUAGAGGUUUGCUAACUUGAACGCAGCAGUAGCCUCAAGUUCCCUCAGGUGGACAAGACACUUGAGGCUGACUAACCUACCUUCGUAUUCACGUGGGCUGUGCUCCUCCUUCUGAAUUUUUGCCCUUGCUCCUUAAUGGAGAUAGGAAAGAAGAUUCAUCCAUGCCUUUUAAAAUGUGCAUGGAAUUGAGGGAGGAGUUUAUUUGAAAGUAUCCCCUUCCUUUCCCCGUAACCCUUAGGAAAAAAAAUCAACAAAAACAGGGAAAUAUUCUCUGUGUCUGUGCCAUGUUUGUUCUCGUUGUCGUGUUUUUAGAGGAGAUUUUAUGAUGGAGUGGAAAAAGUGAAAUGAUUAGUUUUGCAUAAAAAAAGAAAAGUUUUAAAAAAAUUUCUACAGGGAGAGAGCGAGAGAGAGUUUAAAAAUGAAUAAUAAAUGCAGUGAUUGCACAAACUGUAGUGGUAUUAGAUGGUCCUUAGAGAAAAGAGUAUUUUGUAGUAUCGAAGCAUGUGUGUCUGGGAUGGUGUUUGGCUCGCUUGAACUGGAGGGAAAGGCGUUCUAGGACUAAGCAGCGAUCUCUGAGCUGAAAAGGCAAGUUGCAUGUUGGAGGAACCCUGUCUACAAACCUUUCCCGUCCUUGCCUCCCGAGUGUCGGAGUGAGUUCCCUUCCCUCCCAUACCUCUCCUGUGAGCUAAGGUGGAGUCUCCAAGUGGUUUUCUGGCUGAGCAGCCCUCAGAGGGCCGGUCUGGUUCUGACAGAUUGUGGAUCAGGCCAUCAACGUGGAAACAGUUGACUUACUUUGCAUGCACAGCAGGCUGCUGACGUUUGAGGUUGGCGUGUACCUUUCUUGCCAAGUUGCUGUCUCUUUUCCAUCCCCUAUAUCCAAGCAGAAUUAAUCAUGGUGGGCUUAUUUCCUGGGAAGCAGAUAUGCCUCUCCUUUGUAACGUUUCUUAAACUUCUUCCAGUACCAGGUGGGGGGGUGACACUUUUCUGUAUAGAAUUCACCACAUCAGGGCAGAAAACUGAAUCCCAUUGUUGUGUAUUCCAGCACCCCUUCUCCCCAGUGGCGGGAUCUCUAGAGGCAAAUGAGAGCGCUGCCUUGUGUGCUCUGAUUGUGUUGCUGAGGGACACACGCCCUCUUCUCGAGGCCAGCAAAUGCUGGAAGUUUUUAGGGUGGAGAGGGGAGAGGAACAAUCUGACAGGACUGUGCUCAAGUUGGGCAGUCCUCUUCUCCAGCUUCCUUUGGGGUGGUGGGGAGGAGUUGCCUGAACAUUCCUUCAGAGCGAGGAGGCAGCUCUUGUUUGCUGCUUUCCCUGUCCAAGAUGUCUCUGGUGUUCAUCUGGCACGUGGGAGUGACUGCAGGGAAGAGGGAAACCACCAGAUGUUGGUGUCUGAACAGAAGAUGGUAGGCAGGGACGCUUGAACAGCUUUUCUUGUCUGGACUUCUGUGGUGCCCUUUGCAGUGGCUUUGCAGUGGCAGAUGACGGAUGUCUCGAUGCUUCCCAUAGCCUGGGCUGCACUUGGGAACUUUACUCUCUGCCCAUCAAACUGCCGGUGCUUCCCAUGGCUUUCAACUUGGAACAGAAACCUCCUGUCUCAGGCUCUCUUCUCAAUGAGCAGCAUGGGACUGGAGGGGCAUGAAGCUAAUGAGAUACAAGCUCCUUUGGGGAUGAAAAACAGAAAUAGUGUGGUGAGCAGGCCCAGCUGUGGUGAGCCACUGCUUAAAUUCUGUUUGCAAAAGAGAAUGGGGGCAUUUCUCUGUGUCUCCCCUUACUGAACUUCCCAGGGAGAUUUUGUGAAAUAAACAAAUUUAAAAAAAAAGAAAAAAAAAAGAAAAAAAAUCACAACCACAAUCAUGCUUUUUACUGGGUAGGAGCUGUCUCUGAGCUGAGUCUUCCUAGGGAUAUCACUCCCUUUCCAGCCCCUCUUUGUAGAGGAGGCUUCAGCAGCUCCCAGUGUUUGGAGAUUAUCACCUCCCUGGGGACUUCCUGGCAGAAAGAGGUUGCCAUGCUUGAAGGAUGGUGUCCUGAGUUCCCCAUACUUCUGCCCCAGGCCAUGGCAUUAGUGGGGCUGCUCAGGAGCAGGUCCUUGUUCCCAGGGAGGUGUAACAAACCUGGAGUGUGUGUUUGGCUAAGUGCUUACUUUCCCUUUUGCUUCCUUCCCCACCUUCUGACAAGACUUUCCUCCUUGCCUGGCACAUCCUUUUACUCCAAUGUCGCUUGCUUUUGCUGCAUUUUUCAAUUGCCCAAUAAUCACGCAAGAGCUGGGAUCUUAUUUACUUCUUAUAUAUAAAUAUAUGAAUAUAAAAAGCCUCCUCCCCCUCUUUCUCCCCAUCUCACCCACCACCCCAUGCACAGCCUCCCUGAUCUCUGCUGUAGAGGGUUAAUUUGGGGUUGGGGAUUCGGUGCCUCCUAAGUUCUGUUCCUUCUUGGCUUGCCGUGGUUUUUCUGCCAGCUGUGUCACUGCCCUGUGCCUCUGUCUCCCUCAUGCAAAGGGGAUGGGGGUGAAGGAGACCAUCCUGCUGAGGGUGCUGGCAGCCCAACUCUCGAGGUGUUUGCAGAGAUGGAGUGCUCAGUGUCAGAAAUCCCCUACUCCCUGUCUGUGCUUCCUUCCCCAGGUAAUUCCAGGAAGUAUCUUCAUUUCACCAAUGCUCCGAGGUUGAGAAAAUAAGUGUCUUUAUUUUCUUUUAACUUCUAUUUUUGAGAUCCUUUCCCAGAGUGCAAUGUGUAUGGUUUCUUUUUGGGGGUGUAGAUGGCAGGAGAUGUUGGAGUCUGCCUCCAUCCUCACCUUUGCCUUUCUGUCCUCUGCUCCUCUCACAUUUUGCCAUUGCCCCGUGUCAGACUGAUGUUGUUGGAGGUAUUUGCACCCUUUUCUGUGCAGGGUCAGACUUGGCACCAGGAGCUUCUCCUGUGUUCUGUGUGGUGAUUCUGAGGUGCCCUGUGUCCCACCUGCCUCACCUCUAAGCAUGCAGCAGGGCCCCGAGUUCUUUCUUCUAAAUUUCUCCUUGCAGGAGUGAAGGGAGAUACAGUCCUGUGGUGUUUGGCUGCCUCUAGCAGCUCUUCUGUCCAUUCCAGCUUCUCUGUGAUGGGAAGCAAUGACUCCAGGGCCAUCCAAAAGCACAGUCCUUGGGGUGAGGGUCCUUCCAUGCCAGCUGAGCUCUGUGCUUUGAGCCCACACCCUCCAGGCACUGGCAGAUGGCCCUGGGAUGGAGGAGCAGGAUUCCCUCUGUGCUCCUGGGCUGGGUGGUGCUGGGAAGGGGGCAGCAAGCAGCGUGCUGUGGCACAGGGAAGAAGUAAGGUGACAACUGCAGCAAGAUGCAGUCAGAGUGGUGCCAGCUUCUGCAAUGGUUCAGAAAAUGUUCUGCUGGGAGGAAAGGGGCAUGGUGGGACAUGCAGGCAAAGUGUUAAUUCCCAUUGCAGGACCCUGGUUCUUUUCUUCAUUCCUUGUUCAGCUGAGCACUUGGAGCUCACAUUAAACCUCCAGAACAUGGCUGGGUGGGUCAAAGCACUUAGUGGGGCUUCAGGGCCUCGUAGGACUAGCGGGGCUUUCCCAUGCUCCCAAGAGCCCCCAGCUGGCCCCUUCUCUCUAGGGAUACUGAGGGCUUUCCUCUGGGCAGAGCAGCAGGUAGGUGCUCUUGCACAGGUCGUUGCUCUUCAGCUGCCCUGGAGGGUGCCUGCUGCUUCCAGCCCCCAGCUGCAAAGCGGGGGCAGAAUCUUAGGUCAAGUUCUCAAACGGAACAAAAAAAAUUAAUCGUUGUGAUGACUUUUUUUAGAAAAGAGUUGUCAUGCCUGCACCUCCCCCAAGCAAAUCAACUCAGUGUGCUGUCCUCCUUCCUCUUCUCCCCUGUGCCAUUAAGCCUUGUACACUCCCUAAGAAUAGAGGAGACUCUCUGCUUUGGGAUUUUUUUUUCCCCCCAUUUGUUUUCUUUUUGCAUAGAAAGUUGUCUGCUGGUGGUGGAGGACAGGGGCCUGCUUCAUCUGUUCCUUCCUUUCACCUUCCCCUGUGCCAAGCUUAGGCUCAAUUGCUGCAGAUUUCCUGCAAACACUGAACUUGGAGCAGGCGAGUGACCCCACUGCGUUCUGUGGUACUUGGGUGCUUCAGACUCUGCCUGUGCUUGAGCUUUGGCAGCAUCAGAGCCCUUCCUUCCUCUGGGAGAAGGUCAGCCCUAACUCCAAGUGCUGAUAGUUCUGGUGCAACCCAUCUGUCUCUUCAUUUCCCCUCACUUGGCAUACAGAGUGAAGGUGGUAAUUUUUUUUAAUUUAAAAUAAACCUAAAUAUGUAUCUUGUAAUUUUUUUUUUAUUUUGAAAAAAAAAGCAUUUAAGGAUUGUGCACGGAUGAAUUGUAUAUCUAUAUAUUAUUUUUUUGUCUUGCAAUUUUCAUUUUAAAUAUAGUGUUUGUUCAGUUUUGUUUUGUUUUUUAAUCCAGUUCCCAGCUGGCUAAACUCUGUCUAGAGUGGAUGGGUGGGAGGCAGAGCCACUGGAAGGGUGAUUGAAUCACUCCUUCCCUUGGUGCUUCCUACAAGAAACUGGUUUGCUCCAGGUUUGGGGGUGGGGGUUGUGCUAAUUACUCUUGUAUUCUUGUACAUUUUGUUCUUUCUGCUGCUCUUGAGUAUUGUAUCAAUGCCAGAAAUGGGGAGUUAAAAAUUAAAACAAAAAAUUAACCCCAAUAAAUUGUUACAUUCCAAAA
This is a messenger RNA of Onychostruthus taczanowskii (white-rumped snowfinch), 9132 nucleotides long. It is a transcript of the gene CBX6, whose product is annotated as chromobox 6. The transcript is spliced from 5 exons. NCBI's taxonomy places the organism in Eukaryota, Metazoa, Chordata, Aves, Passeriformes, Passeridae. The coding region runs from base 63 to 1280 and encodes 405 amino acids. The record is from RefSeq and is a predicted model, not a curated record.